Closterium sp. Naga37s-1 is the source of this 354-nucleotide messenger RNA. NCBI's taxonomy places the organism in Eukaryota, Viridiplantae, Streptophyta, Zygnematophyceae, Desmidiales, Closteriaceae. The record is from the annotation of a GenBank genome assembly.
AUGUGGAGGCAAGCCGGCGCUCGCCUGUCGCUGGUUGCGCGCCAAUCGCUUCAGCGCAGCCGCUCCGCCGCGCUCCCCGCAUGGAAUAGCCUCGUUGCAGAGAGUGCGCCGGCUGGUGCGGGCCGGAGCGUUACAGACAGGCUCGUUCACAGCGGAUGGCUCUCCCAGACCCCCUUCGCCCUCCGCGCAGCCUCCCCCGCAGUGGCCACGAAGGACGUUUCUGAUGAUCUGGAGCAUGCUACUGGACUCGAGAGGGAGGAGCUGGCUGCUGAGCUGGAGGAUGCUCCUGCGAUUGUGGAGGCUCAGUUCGACGAGCGUCUCGUUGGCUGCUCUGGCGGGGUUGGCGGUGAGUGA